AUGUCAUCGUCGCCUCUUGUCACAGCGAAAACGCAAAUAUCGCAUGGCGGUUCAUUAGCUCUUCCAAUUGGUUUAAUACGACUCUAUCCAAAAUUAAGUCAAAAAAAUGUUUCAAAGCCACUGUGUCAAUUUGGCGAAAAAAUUGCUGGUAAAUGGAUCAUAAGUGGUUUAAUUGGUAAAGGAGGAUAUGGACAAAUCUAUUUCGCGUACGAUGCACUCUCACCAAAAUCGCUCGGUGUAGCCGUAAAAACAGAACCGAAAAAACGCAAAGGACGAACCGCAAAGAGAAUGAUUCUAGAACAAAAGGUUCAUCAAGAAUUUUCGGCACUCCAGAUACUGUUACGUCUACAAGGUCGAUCGCAUGCACCAUUAAUGUGGGCCUCAGGAAGCACAUCUGAAGUAAAUUAUAUUGUGAUGCAACUUUUAUCGAUUAAUGUAAAUGACAUCCGAAAGCAAAGUCCGUUCAAGCGUUUCUCAAGACCAACAAUGGGCAGAAUUGUUAUUCAGGCUAUCGCUGCCUUGAGAGAUAUUCACCAAAUUGGAUAUAUUCACAGAGAUAUAAAACCACAUAAUAUGUGUUUCGGUUUAUCUGAAGCGAGUAAGCACCGUCUAAUACUUGUUGAUUACGGCCUGGCAAGGCGCUUUCGACAUUCGAACGGACGUUUACGGCCGCUGCGUGAACAAUGUGGGUUUCGUGGCACAACUCUAUAUGCAUCAGUAAGAUGUCAUGAUGGCAAAGAUGUUGGUCCAUCGGAUGACUUGAUAAGUUUGUUCUAUUCGGCAAUUGAGAUGAUCCGAGGCGUGUUACCCUGGAGGGAGUUGCAGCAGCCUGAUGACGUUAAAUUGUGCAAAAUAGCAUUGCAAUGUGAUGACUUUCAUGCAGUUUCGAAAAAAGUUGGUGAAGGAUUUCGAGAACUCGGUCGUGCUGUUACAUCGAUGGAUGCAGAAGAUGAACCUAACUACGCAGCUUUACAAGAAAUUAUGAUGGAGUUUGUUGAUCAUCGUAAGUUGAGCGAUCCAUACGAUUGGGAUAACAACUUUCAAGAAGUUUACAGAGAGCGAGAUCUAAAUCGUAGUUUGAAUUGUCAACCAAAUUACCACGUUGUGAUGGUAUAA
This is a messenger RNA of Anisakis simplex (herring worm), 1116 nucleotides long. NCBI's taxonomy places the organism in Eukaryota, Metazoa, Nematoda, Chromadorea, Rhabditida, Anisakidae. The record is from the annotation of a GenBank genome assembly.